Messenger RNA from Exophiala aquamarina CBS 119918, 354 nucleotides. RefSeq lists its product as uncharacterized. The coding region runs from base 144 to 353 and encodes 69 amino acids. The record is from RefSeq and is a predicted model, not a curated record. The transcript has a single exon. Lineage: Eukaryota; Fungi; Ascomycota; Eurotiomycetes; Chaetothyriales; Herpotrichiellaceae.
GCAAAUACGGCGCCCAUCAGGCUACGAGACACACCCGCCGAACUGCAGGCCAAACUGGGCUUGAGCAACCAACGAUUUGAGAACUUUAAAAACUUUGCCAGAAGAGCCCACAACGAAUAUAUGCACUCCCAUCCCACCUCCAGAUGGGCCGACGUCAAUGUGGUCUGGACUGCCCUGCCGGAACAAGAGACCAUGGCUGCGACCGAGAUCAUGUACAAUCUUUGUCGGGAUGGCAACCUAUUUCCUUCCACAUAUCCGCAACAAAGAAUCAGAGAUGGAAUUCUGGCCAGGCUGCAUCAAGUCCGGCGUACUUGGCAGCAAGGAAAAAGACAACCACGAGGACAACAGGCUGAU